Messenger RNA from Lagopus leucura (white-tailed ptarmigan), 1776 nucleotides. RefSeq names its product pancreatic triacylglycerol lipase-like. Gene Ontology annotation, biological process: lipid metabolic process. The coding region runs from base 1 to 1776 and encodes 591 amino acids. The record is from RefSeq and is a predicted model, not a curated record. NCBI's taxonomy places the organism in Eukaryota, Metazoa, Chordata, Aves, Galliformes, Phasianidae. The transcript is spliced from 13 exons. Gene Ontology annotation, molecular function: triacylglycerol lipase activity; protein binding.
AUGGCUGCUCCAAAAGGCUCCUACAAUUGCUGCAAUCAGCCACGGCGGACUCUAAGAACUCACCUGAUCCUUGCCAAGGUGCUUACAGUAUGGAUCACUACUCUUUUUCUUCUUGAUGCAGCCAAAGGAAAGGAAGUGUGCUAUGACAGGCUUGGGUGCUUUACUGACAAUCCCCCUUGGUCUGGGAUCCCAGGCAGAGAGCUAGCAGGUGUGCCCAGCUCUCCAGCAGCUGUGAACACUAUUUUCCACCUUUACACUAGGAACAACAUCUGGAACUCCCAAAAAAUUUCUGCUUCAAAUCCCUCAACUAUCAAAACUUCAAACUUUCGAGCAUACAGGAAAACUCGCUUCAUUAUACACGGCCACCUUGCUGGAGCAGACCUGCCCUGGAUAGCAAGCAUGUGCAGAUUCAUGCUUUAUGUUGAAGAUGUGAACUGCAUUCUGACUGACUGGAGAGGUGGUUCCAGUGGUUUGUACACGGAUGCAGUCAACAAUGUCCGCAUUGUGGGGGCUGAGCUGGUCUAUCUUGUGAACUUGCUUGAGAAAGACUAUGGAUACUCUCCUGCCAACAUUCAUUUCAUUGGCCACAGUCUUGGAGCACAUGCUGCAGGGGAGGCAGGGAGACGAAAACCUGGCAUUGGAAGAAUAACAGGUUUGGAUCCAGCUGGACCUCUUUUCCAGUACACUCCCCCAGUGGUUAGGCUGGAUCCUUCAGAUGCAAAAUUUGUUGAUAUAAUUCACACUCAUGCUGGUCAUCUCUUCUUUGACUUUGCUCCUGGGAUUCUUCAGACUUGUGGCCACCUGGAUUUUUACCCAAAUGGUGGGAAGAAAAUGCCAGGAUGCAGGCAGCUUCGUGUACCUCCAGCAGUUCGGAACAUCAACGACCUUAUGAGAACAUAUAGAUCUCUUGGAUGUGGACAUAAAAGAAGCCUCCAGUAUUAUGCUGAAAGUAUUAUCACUCCAAAUGGAUUUGUUGGCUACCAGUGUGAAACGUACCGAGCUUUUAUAUCGGGAGCCUGCUUCCCAUGCCGGAAGGGAGGAUGCCCACUGAUGGGACAUUAUGCUGAUGUGUUUUCUCACAAAACUGAAAAGGAACAGCAAAAGGUUUAUUUAAACACAGGACCCCACCCUCCAUUUGCUCGCUGGCGAAAAGAGAUACGUGUCAGACUAUCUGCAACAGAAACCAUGAAGGGAAAUAUAGAUGUAGCCUUGACUGGAACUAAUGGGAUCAGGAGGAAAUACACAAUUGACAAGGGAACUUUCAAGCCAGGCAACACAUACUUGAACUAUAUUGAUACAGACAUUUCUGGGAACAUUUCAAAAGUUGAGUUUCGCUGGAGUAAGCAUCUAGGUCAUGUACACCAAGGCUGUAUGGGAGCAGAAGAAGUCAUAAUAAUAUCUGGGGGAGAUGGAAACGUCUGCGUUCUGUGGCCAUGGAUCCGUGCAGCCGAGCACAUGGCAGACCCUGAUGCUUUGCUAGGGCUGGGGGAGAAACGCCACGGCUCUGGCUACGGAAAACCAUAUUGCUUCAGCCAGACUAUUGGUGAAGCUCCUGCAACACAGAUGGAAAAUUUACACUGCCCAAUACAAAAUCUCUAUUUCAAAAUCAGUGCUGUCUGCUUGUAUCCAAACAGGGGAGCUACACCAGCCUUCCUCCCUGAAGAACAGCAUUUUAGCAACACAUCCAAAAGACUGCUUAGGAGCUGGGACUGUGUACGAAGUUGCACAGUACAUCCUGAGAAACUCGAGCAUCACAGAUUGCCACCUGUCAAGUAG